UAGUUUAAAGUCUUUCCCCACUUUACAGGCCUCCUUCAAGUACCGAAGGGUGGCAAUAAGGUGGCCCUGGAGCUCUCUCUUCUUUGGGCGGAAAUGCUCAAAGUGCCAGGGAUCGGCUGUGAUGAUCCCGCCCUCCCGUGGGCACUGGCAUGGAUGCAGCAGUGGCUCCAGGCAGACUUGGCAUCUUCCCGUACGUGUGUGCCCACUCCAUUCCUGCCUCAAUUCCCCUCCCCUCGCCAGUGUGUGGGAAACUGCAUUUAUAGAAGGAGCCUCAGUUUCAAUGCAGACACCGUGUGCUCAACAACUCCGGAGCCAUGUGGCAGGUCGGUGCCCGCUCCCUGUGCCGGGUCAGCUCCCGCAGCUGGCAGAGCCGGCUGUCCCGGCCCCGCCCCGCGUCCGCAGCCUCACGGAGCCCCGGCACAGCCCCUGCGCAGGGACUCUCCUCCAUGGCCCCCUCCAUCCGCCUGGCGCCCGCCGCCCGCAGCCUCUUCGAUGAGCCGCUGGCCAUCGCCGUGCAGGGCCUCGGCCCGCGGCAGCAGGUCACGCUGCGAACGUCCUUGCGGGACGAGACCGGAGAGCUCUUCCAGGCCAGUGCCCGCUACCAGGCGGGCGACGACGGGCAGGUGGACCUCGCCCGCUGUCCUGCGCUGCCGGGAGGCAGCUUCUCCGGCCUGGAGCCCAUGGGGCUGCUCUGGGCUUUGCAGCCCCAGAAGCCUUUCUGGCGGCUGGUGAAGCGGGACGUGCAGAGCCCCUUCCUGCUGCAGCUGGAGGUGUUCGAGGGCCACGGGGAGCGCCCCGGGCAGCUCCUGGCCCAGGCGCAGCACGAGCGGGCGUUCCUGCGGGACGGGGUGCGGAGAGUCCCGGUGCGCGAAGGGAGGAUCCGGGCCACGCUUUUCCUGCCCCCCGGAGAAGACACCUUUCCAGGGAUCAUUGAUAUACAUGGACUUGGAGGAGGCAUUUUUGAGCCCAGAGCAAGCCUGCUGGCCAAUCAUGGCUUUGCCACACUGGCCCUGGCUUAUUAUCAAUUUGAGGAUCUGCCGCAGGAACCAAAGGAACUCCACCUGGAAUAUUUUGAAGAGGCAGUGAACUAUAUGCUGCAGCACCCACAGGUAAAGGGUCCAGGGGUUGGCCUGCUCGGUUUCUCCAAAGGAGGGGAAGUGUCCCUUGCCAUGGCUGCCUUCCUGAAGAACAUCAAGGCUGUUGCUGCCCUCAAUGCUCCUGUUGCUGCUACAUGUAUUCCUUUCUCUUACAAGAAUAAAAUCAUCCCCACUUUGACCUUAUAUGAACACAAAGUCAAGGCCACCAAUUCCAAUUUUCUUGAUUAUUCUGAUGUCCUUGAUGAUCCCUUUCAAGCUCCUGGCAUCCAAAGCCUGAUCCCACUAGAGAAAGCUGAGGCACAGCUCCUAUUUGUUGUGGGACAAGACGACCGUGUUGUCAAAAGUCAUUAUGCUACUGAAGUUGGCAAGAUUCUGCAGGCUCAUGGGAAGGGAAAUUUUCAGAUUCUCUCCUACCCUGGGACAGGGCACUGCAUAGACCCUCCCUUUUUCCCUUUGUACUGCAUAGGAAGCCACCCCGUGUUUCACAAGCGCGCAGUCCUGGGUGGGGAGCUCUGGGCUUAUUCUAAAGCUCAGCUUCACGCUUGGUCACAGAUCCAGGCUUUUUUCAAAAAGUAUUUAAUUGGUAACUAAUGUGCAACAAAUAAUGAGCAGGUAACGCACAAUUUUGAACAAUCAGAUCUGAUAAAUUCUGCUACAUUUAUCAUGUCAAAGCUUAUCACAGUGGUAUUAGUAAAAUUACAGUAUCUUCCAUGACUUUGCACAUCCAUAACACAGAAAAUAAAUCGGUUUGCCUUUUCUGUUCCCAUCUCAACCUUUUUGUUCAAGUAUCAAGGAAAGGUGGGUUUUCAGUCUUUGACAAAACAGGUAAUGUGCAAAAUGCACAGUUACAUUUCUUGGGUGGUUUCUAUUCCUCUAAUACUUGACAGCACUUUCCAUGUCACUGUGGUCUCUACCCGUGUCCUCCAGUAAUAAUAAUUAUCUCUAUUGACAACUGUUUCUAAUGACAAUUUUGGAGCAGGGAUUUCACUGCUACUAUGGUGAAUGUGUCAUUGCAAAUGGAAAUUUCUCUGACCUCUGUGCUACUGCGAGAGUGUAAAAAUGGUUGCUAUAGCCAGGACUCUGGGCUGUCUCUGGUUAAGCUUUGGGAAAGGUUGUUUUCCUUCUUUGUUAUUGGGGUGAGAAUUGUAAUAAAGAGUCUGAAACUUGUAA
This is a messenger RNA of Oenanthe melanoleuca, 2267 nucleotides long. Its product is annotated as acyl-coenzyme A thioesterase 5-like. The coding region runs from base 315 to 1688 and encodes 457 amino acids. The transcript is spliced from 3 exons. Lineage: Eukaryota; Metazoa; Chordata; Aves; Passeriformes; Muscicapidae. Gene Ontology annotation, molecular function: fatty acyl-CoA hydrolase activity. Gene Ontology annotation, biological process: fatty acid metabolic process; acyl-CoA metabolic process. The record is from RefSeq and is a predicted model, not a curated record.